Eruca vesicaria subsp. sativa (arugula) is the source of this 752-nucleotide messenger RNA. Lineage: Eukaryota; Viridiplantae; Streptophyta; Magnoliopsida; Brassicales; Brassicaceae. The record is from the annotation of a GenBank genome assembly.
ACGAGUCCGUUGCGGAUGCCCUAAGUCUUCAGGACACGUGAAGCAGUCGAAGAAAAAGAACAAGAGAUUCUGUGGGUUGUUUGUUUGAUCUUUGAGAGCAAUGGUGAAAUCGACGAGUAAGGAUGCUCAGGAUCUGUUCCGUUCUCUUCACUCCGCUUAUUCCGCUACUCCGACUAAUCUGAAGAUCAUCGACUUGUACGUCGUGUUCGCCGUCUUCACUGCUCUGAUCCAGGUGGCUUACAUGGCCUUGGUGGGCUCAUUUCCUUUUAACUCUUUCCUAUCUGGAGUUCUCUCCUGUAUUGGGACUGCUGUUCUGGCUGUUUGCCUCCGGAUUCAAGUGAACAAAGAAAACAAAGAAUUCAAGGAUUUAGCACCUGAACGAGCGUUUGCAGAUUUUGUCCUCUGCAACUUGGUCCUCCACUUGGUGAUUAUCAAUUUCCUUGGAUAGGUUUCCAUCUCAUAUCUUACAUUGUGCUUUGAGUUUUUAGGUGUCACUUUGGUAUCAAAACUGUAGUUUGAGAUAUUUAUAUUUCUGUCAAAGAAUCAAAACCUUUUUCUUGUCUCUCAAUAACACUAAUUUGACAAGUGUCAAUAUAUACAGUCUUCAAGUUAGUGUGAGUUCAGGUCACUGAACAAAUUCACGUACAGAAGAUCUAAUAAUUGUGCUUAUUUACUAAUUUAUAAACAUUAGAAACCAAUAUGAAACACUGUGUAUAUCAUUACGUGUAGAUACAAAUGUGACUUGUUCAACC